ACUUUCAGUAAGCUGAAUCAAAUGAACGAUCAUCAUGUCGAUGUGGGUAAAACUGAAAUUUAUGACGACAUGCGCCACGAUAUUGGUGAGCUGAAGCAUACGAUGCUCUCGAUGAAAGAGAAAAUCAUGAUUUGGGAACAAAAGGCCAAUACACCUGGGUAUGGGGUAGAGACACGUCAACAAAUUGGCGAGCUUAAAGAUGUAGUGUAUAACUUACAAGAGGUGAUCAUGAAGCACAUAGUGCGUCCAGAUCAAUUGGCCGCUGCAAAUGGGCUUGAUUCAAGUGACGGCCCAUCAAUAGAGUUUUUGGGCGUGAAGGAGAGGGCCCUAAAAAAGGGUAGAAAAGAUCAAGUAAUAAAAGAAAAAGAGGCCACGGGUUCACCUUCUACUGAACACAGUUUGCCAAUCUUAGAAAGUCAAAGAGGAAGAGGCCGAGUAGGAGCAAGAGGUCGUCGUGGAAGAGGUCGGUGGCAAAAUAAAUCUAGCCUUAUGCAUGCUACUACUCAAUCGGUCGACAUGGGGGAUAUGUCAUCAUGCAACGAUGACUAUGUUGCUCCACUUACUCGAUCAGAAGAGGAGAGAAGGCCUGCUCCAUGCGUUCGUUCACCUUAUUUUGCUGAUGGCGUCAAAAAAGUCCAAAAGGUGAACCAAGUCCAAACCACCAGCAUGCCUACUGAUGAUGAUGGGGAUGCCGCAGUUAAAAAUGUAAACCAAGUCCAAAACUAAUAACAUUAUUUGUCCGAGGUCUUCUUAUAAUUGGGCUAAUUCGAAGUCAUUUAACAACCGUUGUGUUUGUAACCUUUUGGCAGGUGGGUAAAUUUUUGGAUAAUCUUUUUGGACCAUCGAAUGAAAAAAUUAUU
This is a messenger RNA of Rhododendron vialii, 860 nucleotides long. RefSeq lists its product as uncharacterized. The transcript has 2 exons. The coding region runs from base 22 to 726 and encodes 234 amino acids. The record is from RefSeq and is a predicted model, not a curated record. Lineage: Eukaryota; Viridiplantae; Streptophyta; Magnoliopsida; Ericales; Ericaceae.